AUGGAGCAGCUGCCGCCUUCCCCUUUAUGGACUAGCCCGCCAAGCUCCAGAAACGGUGCGACUCGACUGCGAUCUCUCCAAUAUUGGGACGGAGUUGACCACGACGCCGUUGCUACUGCGCGCUGCUCUAUCUUCUCGUGCCGUGAUGCCAGUAGCCAUUAUUCCUUUUCCCAACGUAGUAAACGAGCGUUAGUACACGUCGCGAAUCUCCGUUCAAGCCACAUUGCCCGAACCCCACGCGCGAACAUGGCCACCAAGAAGGAUAUGCGGAGACCGGAGCUCGCUGUUCCAUAUGUCGAACCGCCUGCGAAAGCGUCAGAUGCUUCUGAUAUAAGCAGCACGAUGUCGAACACGAUGCCCAUGGCUGCUAUGUUUUCGAGAAAUAAGUACGCUUCAAUGACCGCACCCUCCUCCUACCUACCCCCUGCUCUCUGCGCCGCCGUCUCCCCAAUUAAUAUCUCCGGUACACCUUUUGCUAACGAAAAGCUCACUGCGCGCAUUAGGAUGAUUGCCUGGGCUGCCGUCACCUUCUCUCUGCAAAACUGGAUGGCGGAAACCCCGGAGCAGCAGAAGAAGUCCGCAACACCAGCAUACAUGGGUGUGAUUAUGGCUUUCCUCUCUGUCAUUGUCACGUACAUGCCCAUGUUUCUCCCUACCCCCGGCAAUCCUGCACCAAAAGCAGCAGCUCCCCCUCCGAUGCCAUCCUCUUAA
Messenger RNA from Blastomyces dermatitidis ER-3, 711 nucleotides. RefSeq lists its product as uncharacterized. Lineage: Eukaryota; Fungi; Ascomycota; Eurotiomycetes; Onygenales; Ajellomycetaceae. The record is from RefSeq and is a predicted model, not a curated record. The transcript is spliced from 7 exons. Bases 1 to 711 code for a protein of 236 amino acids.